AUGACUCGUAACAGCCAUCUAGAGACGCGGGCUUGCUCGCUGCCACCAGAAAAUUCGGAUGUGACGAGUGGAUACUCUCCAUUAAAAAAUAGUCAGAAUGCCAAAGUGGAACAUUUAUAUCAGAAAAACCAAAAUAAGUUGAAUGCUGGAGGUAAGGUGCGGAUACCAAACAGUGUUGAUUUGAGUCUUGCGGAGGACACUUACCCUGGUUGCAGUGACUACGAUCCCUGUUCUCCCGCCUCCAUUGAUGUUGGCAAUGGAAAUAACAAACAAUCACCCAGCGACUGUAGUAGUGCAUUUACAGACGAAGAUAGCGGUUGUCAGGUGUUCUACUUUGGCAAUGCUCUUCGUGUAGCCUCGAAAUGUCGCAUGGGUAGGGCUUGCUCGGUCUCUGCACUGGAUUCUCCAUCUGUUCAGCCUUUCAACAAUAAAGAUGAAUUUCUCGCGGCAAUGACUGAAGACUUGGCGGACUGGAUGUCACGAUUAUAUCCUGACAUUGCAAAGGACCUUGACGCAGAAAACUUCUUUGACCGAAUCUCCGAUGGUGUACUCCUCUGCCACCAUGCAACUGAACUACAUCGCUUGCUUGAGCAAGAGUUUCCUGUGAAUCUGCAGAAUGGUGAACGGCGAUUGGAAGGUGUGCAUAUUGGUGGAGUAAGACCCGUUCUUCCGCCCAAUCCUCCAACCUUCCAGUCUCGUGGUUUCAAUGCUGCCAACUUAGCUGGAAGCAGUUUUUGGGCCCGUGACAAUGUCGCUAAUUUCAUUCAUUGGUGUCGAGCAAUGCGAUUACCAGACUGCAUCCUCUUUGAAACUGAAGAUCUUGUGUCUCGCAAGAAUCCUCGCAGUGUUAUUGUGUGCUUGCUGGAGCUAGCUCGUCUUGGUGGACGAGUUGGCAUGGAAGUGCCCGAAAUCAUUUACCUUGAAAAGGAAAUUGACAACGAGAUUGCCUUGAGUGAACAGGGAUUUGGUAGUGACCAUGGAACCAAUACUGUGAAUUCGCCUUCCUACGAUUGGACUGGUGAUACACAAGAUUUGGAAAAUAAGACAAUCAAUGUGUCAACUGGGACAGAGGUGGAGACGAAUACCUCAGAGUCUUCAACAGAAGCACCUAUUUCGAAAAUCCCUUUACCUGCCAAACCCAUGGAAAGGCGUUCCAAUAAGGCUGCCCUGUUGAGAGAAAAGAAGGCAAAGGAAGAGCUAGAGGAGCGUAAAAGACAGGAAGCUCUCAAAGCAAAGCAACAGGAAGAGGAAGAAAUGAAGAAUAAGAAAUCGCAAUACAAACGCCCUGUUAUUGAUAUGCGGACCCUAGAUGAGAUCGUGAGUUAA
Molecule: messenger RNA, 1326 nt
Organism: Hydatigera taeniaeformis
Lineage: Eukaryota; Metazoa; Platyhelminthes; Cestoda; Cyclophyllidea; Taeniidae
Source: the annotation of a GenBank genome assembly